CAAGUUUCCAUUCCAAUUUGCAACUAUCCGUUUUACUAAACUUGGCUUAAAAUGAAUGUGCCGACGAAGUAGGUAGAUCUCUUCAGCCAAUGUUGUCUUUCCUUGUUGACCGGUGACAUGUAGUUUGAUCUUUUUAAACCUUACAUGCCGGUGAUGUGUGUUGAUUCUGGUUGAUAGUAUUUUUCUUUUCUGCAUGCUGGUGUACAGUCGGCUUAAUUUUAACCGGACAUGACUGCGGUGUGAAUAGAUUCUUCUUAAUAUUGUUUUCCUUUUUUCUUGAAUGCUGGUAAAAGAUUUGAUGUAGGAUUUCAGCCUAACAUGACAGCGGUGUAGAUAGAUCCUUUUUGCCACUGUUUCUCUUUUCUGUAUAGUGGGGAGAAAUUUGAUAUUCAAUUUUAGUCUUUCAUGACGGCAGUGUAAAUGAAUUCUAUUAAUGCUUCUUCUUCUCCGUGGAGCUACUAUUUUGCUUGUGUGUUGUUUUGUUUUGUAGGUUUUUACUUUCAAUUGUGAUUUCGAUUUGUUGUAAGUUUCCGUUUUACUUCUAUUGUUUUGUAGACUAUCUUCAUGAGUAUUGGGUUUGUCCGUUGCAGGUGCUGUCCUCGGUGGAUGGGCGGUGAUGUGGGCGGUCGGCGGUCCGGGCUGCUCUUCAACGUGGUGGGCAACGUCCUUGGACUCCUGGCGUCCGGCGCGCGGUGGUGCGGGCUGUUCUUCUACCUGAUGGAUGUCAUCCUCAGCUUGGCAGGUGAUGUCGUCCGGCUCGUCUUGGCAUUCUGCGGGCGGUGGUAUGGGCUGUCCCUCUACGCCAUGAAUGACGUCCUCAGCUUGGCGGGUGGUGUCGUCCGGCUCCUCUCGGCGUUCUGCGGGGUGCGGUGCGACCUCAGUCUUGACAUUCUUGGAUGAUGCUCAUCUCUAGCACAGGAAGGGUGGGGUUGUGGUCCUCAGUCGGCGGCAAUUGUUCUAUGAUAUGAGAUGCGGGCGUCCGGACCUCUGGAACAGUGGUACAUGGGCGUUUCUCCCACGCGAACUCCUCCGUCUCUGAAAUCGCUGAUGUGGCCUCCAGGAUGCGGUGUGGUUCUUCCAUAAUUUAUUGGAUGAUACAAUGAUGCGAGUGCAGUGAAACGUCCGCGAAUAUGUGAGGUUAUGUGAAAGAUUACAAAUGAAUGAUGAUCAAAAGUUGAGAUAGUGUAAAAAAUUCGUUCAAUGAAAAAAUACAAAAGUGUGAUUCAAUAAUGUGUUCAGUGAUGAAGUGAAUCAAAUUAGCAAUAUCGUUGACAUAAAACGAUGUUAACAUAAAGGAUACACAAUGGAUAAUUAUGCGGUAACGCAGGUACGUCUCUUAUAAUUUAUUACUCUUAUUAUUAUUAUAAAUAUUUUACUCUUAUAAGUUCUCGCCGCAAUUCUAUAUAGGGCUAGUAUUCUUCGCAAAAUUUUAUAUAAAAGCAGUGAUGCUCUGCUUGAAUUAUUCCGCAAUAUAUCCGUGAUUUAAUUUUACUUCCCUCUUUAUGCUUUAAAAAAUUUUAAAAAAUAUAAAUGACUUCAAUCCUCUUUUCCAUAAAUUUUUUAUAAAUUGUUUCAGUAUAGACCUAAUACUCUUAAAUAGUAUGACUUCUCUUAUGGUAUUUCUUAUACCUAUGACUUAUAGUAUGACCAAUUCUCGAAUAACAUAACACCGUGAUAAAAUUCUGAGUUCGAUUUUUUCUCUAAAAAUUCAUCAAUCAAUAAAUUUCUUUUCUGUUAAAAAAAUUGGGUAUGGUACGACUUGUUAUUUUAUACAACAGUGAACAGUUAAUAUUAAAUUUGAAGAAAUUCACAACCAUGAAUUUUUCAAAAAAUUUUCCCGUUGUCAGCGCUAUAGUAUACUGAGCAAUUAAAUAAUCCUCGUAGUCGAUUAUCCACCUCUUCAAUGCCUAUCACUGUUGGGCGCCAAAUCAUGUAAAGCGGUAUUUUACUCGCCUCACAUAUGUAUAAUCAUGUAAUGCUGUAUUUAAAUGCCUCACGUUGGGCCGGCAAAUCAUGUAGUGCGUUUUUUUUAACGGCUUCACACAUGUAGGGAGAAUCUUGUACUGAAUCAAUGGUGUAGGGGCUAUAAAUUUUGUAAUUGCGUGUGUGGACGCUGAGUGUACACCAGACUGAUUGAUUCACUACAAGAUUCAAUACAAUUGUCGGAAUCGCGGGAGGCCUAAACGCUCGCUCACCCUUGAUUCUUCUAAUGACAGAUUGUAUAAUGAUGAAAUUUUUAUAAGUAGUGUAGCGACGCUAAACACUGAAUACGGAUACCUUAAAAUUAUUACCUGUGAAGAAUGAGCAUACAAAAUCAUACAGGUCGAGCAAAAAUCCCAAUGUAGAUAAUUUACGGGACUGCGUCUCUAAUAAGUUCUGAAGGAUUAAAAUACGGUAUUUGGACCAAAUAUCGUUCAGAAUAUACUUCGAGAACAGAGUCUUGUCGGGUUUUAAGCUCUAUUGUAGGAAUUUAUAUGAUCUCUGGCUGCAUCUGCUGUACAAUUGAUGUGUUCGCUCCUAAAUCGAGGUUGGUAACAGAUAAAAGCUGAUAUAUGAGCAGGUAAGGAUAAAGAAUAAAUAUCUCGAUCUGACCCCACUCGCUACAUCCACUUAGACCUGUUCCAAUAUCCAGCUUAAUUCAAUUAUUCCAAUGAUCGUAUUCGAUCGGUUCUUGAUGAUAUAGAACGUAUCAGACACAAUAAUUGACAGGCUUAAGAAAUAAUCGAACUCAGAAAACGAAUUAACAAAACUGGAAUAUAUUAUAAUAAAAUAUAUGAUCAUACAGUGCAGAUUCGGAAUUUGAUUUACAGAUCGAUAAUAAUUUAGCAUUGACAAAAAGAGUUAAAAAUGUUCUUGUGCUUGCAUGAUACCAUGCGUGAUUCGACAGAAUUUUACAAUUGAUAAAGUUUAACAGUUUUGAAAAAAUAGUGAAAAAUGAAUUAUAAAAAAAUAUUUUUAAAAAGGUUCAAGGUCGUGGUUCUGGCAGCGGAGGAUAGCUAAUCAACUACAAGUUCUUAGAAAUUCUACAUGAAUAAAUUCUAGGCUCUUAAAUGCUAAAGCGCUUGUCGGCGUGGCCAAUAAUUUAACGAAGAAAAUUUUAUGUUUUUCUGCACUGAAAUAUUUUCGAAGCGUAGAUUGGGGCCCCUUUAAACUUAUAACUCACGUGAAAUUCCUUGGUGGUCGUGGUUUUCUUCUUUGGAUCAAAAAUCGUUUGAUCGGCAGCGGGUCCAGGCUUCGGUUUCAGCACGUGGGGAAUUUUAAUUUAAUAUUUCCUUCACCAAAUUAAUUAAGGGAUGAUUUAACUUUAAACUCUUCAAUUUAUCAAUUGAUGGAAAUAAAUUUACAAAUAACAGAUAUAUUGGCCUAAAAUAUUGGCUCACAAAUAAAACAUAUAAAAUCAAACAAGAAUUUUUUACGAAUAGGUCUUGGUAACUAUAAAGAGAUCUGAACGGUGAGGAUUUCAAAAGGGAAGUGCUGUCUUUUUCUCUCAGCUUCUUGGCUAGACCUUUCUUCUGAGAAUCUCGAUGUAAUAAUUUGCAUGAAAAUUUGCCAUUGGUAGAACGAUUGUGACGUAGACGUGACGUCAGUGGCAGGCAGUAGAAUAUAAUUCCUUUAAUUACAAUAAUAAUUCAAUUUAUGUGAUUCUUAAAACUGCUUAAUCUUCUAGACAUAGUUCCUCUCAUACAAUGUACAUGUGCUAGCGUAUAUAAUAAGGCAGGUUUGUUGUCUGAUAGUAGAUUAACAUGUGUUGCUUUCAAACGAUCACCUUUUUGGUGCUAUUUUUAUGCACUAUGAUUGGCUUAGGCUUGCCAAAGAGAUUUAAUUAUCAUGUGGUUCAGUUGAAGUAACCAUUAAUAAAUUAAUAAUCUUAUACAAUUUUUAUUAUGUCUGAGACUGUUAUAAUUUAUUUCUGCAGUUUUACCAAUAAUAUAAUUUCAUGCUAUGACCUAGUUAGUUACAAUAAGACUUGACAUAUAAUAUAAUUUCUUAAGUAAUAAAUAAUUUCAACGAUAAUACAUACAUUUUAUUUUUUUAUUCGAAAUUCUUGGUCCUUUAUUGAUAGUUUUAUAAUUUUUAGGAAUGAUAUUAUACCUUGCAUGAAAACCGGCAUGACAUUUGACAAUACUUUGAAUCAGUCAGCUGCGUUCGAACUGUUUUAAAACAUCUGAUCGAUAGUAAACAAAGUGUAACCUCAAAAUCAAUGAGCAAUUCAUAAAUAAUUCGUGCUUUAUUUGCAGAAUAAUUAUAAUUUUAUUGAAUAAUUUUCUAGAAAAUAUUCGGUACAGAACGGUACUCUUAUCUAAUAUACAGUUACUGAUAAGUAAGCUUUAUCGCUCGGUCGCUAACUAUUCCUUUAGCAAAUUCUUUCAUUUUAAAAGGUAAUCACAAUUUUUCUCUCUUCUCAUGAGAUCUAUUUAAAAGAUUCAUCACA
This is a messenger RNA of Nilaparvata lugens (brown planthopper), 4432 nucleotides long. RefSeq lists its product as uncharacterized. Bases 565 to 900 code for a protein of 111 amino acids. The transcript is spliced from 2 exons. The record is from RefSeq and is a predicted model, not a curated record. NCBI's taxonomy places the organism in Eukaryota, Metazoa, Arthropoda, Insecta, Hemiptera, Delphacidae.